AAGUCAGGAACUAUCGCGGCCGCGUGGCACCCGGCGCCGCGCCGCCAGUCUUGCCGAUCCCGAGCGCUCUCGCGGUUCCGGCCGAUCGACUCCGCGGUGAGACCGCGCCACCCCUCGUUCGCCAGCGAGCACCCCGCCGAUCUCGCGCCCGUGCCGAUGUCGUCGCGCGCCCGCGCGUCCUCCCGCUCGCGCGGGUAGAUUUUCUUCUCUCUUUUUCUUUUCUUUUUUUCAUGGGACACGCGGCACCGAUCGGCGAGCGGGGAUAUAUGUAGACGGGAAAAGCGUGAGAAACGCGCGCGCGUUACACAGUGACACGGAGAAUCCCUCGCGGCAGAAUGGAUAAAGACUCACGCCGGAAGUACACAGAAAUGCUAUGUGGUCUGCUCCACCUGCUGCUGAUAGUGGGGGGUGCAACAGGUUUGAAAGAUCUGAAGAUAAACGUACCGCCCAUGGUGAGAUCAGGCGAUACCGUAACACUGACAUGCAAUUACGAUCUGGAAGGCUUACCUUUGUACAGCAUACAAUGGCUUUUCAAUGAUCAAGAAUUUUAUCGCUUCCUCCCCGACCGCAAAUCAUCGCCGCCGUACAGCACUUUCAACGUGUCUGGUAUAGAAGUUAAUGUCUCCAAAUCGAACUCGCACGACGUAACAUUGGUCAACGUGUCCAGGAACCUUACCGGGAUAUACAAGUGCGAGGUGUCAGCGGGCAGCCCAUCCUACCACACGCUGAUCGAAAAGGACAAGAUGGAAGUAGUCGACGCCCCAAAAACGGAUCCUGUGAUUCGUACCGAGAAGGAGCGCAUAGCAAUGGGCGAGACGCUACGGGUGAACUGCACCUCAGGCAAAUCCCGGCCCGCCCCCAGGAUUCAGUGGAAGCUCAACGGAAAUACCGAGGAGAAGCUGUUCCAUGAACGGAAUUACACUACGACUCAUGAAGACGGGACACAAUCCACGGUCUCGCUGAUCGAGUUUAAAGUGAUAAGAAGUAUGUUCCACAAGGGCUACUUACAGUUACGUUGCACGGCCUCCAUUGGAGAAGUCUAUCGUAAAUCGGCGGACGUCGAAGUCUCCGAGGACGCGCCGCGUAUCGCAUCGAUCACCGGAGAAUCACCGCCAUACGGUCACCGAGCGAACGGAUGCGCCGGACAGAAUUGGCCCUGGAAUGGUAAUCGCGGCGCGGCGAUAACAAUGGCUAUCGUGGCGGCCACCCUGUUCCUGAUGAUGACAUCGCUGACGAUGACGGUGCCGCCGAUAACGAAUGUACUGCCGAGGUGCGAGCCGACGGUUAGCAGGUAGCUCGCGGGCACCCACCACGAAGAUAUCGCUACCACUGUCUGAUCCGAUUACGUCGUCCAUGUAAAACCUAGUAGUCUAGGGCUUCCAGUUAUAUAUGUUACUAUGUAUAGAAUAGAUAGUCGAAUAACGAUGAUUUUUAUUCUCGAGGAGCCUAUGAAACGGAAAGGAGGAAUUGGUGAAACGCUGGGGGCGGAUCGACGCGGGACUACGUGUAAUUCAUAUACCGUUACUUUUCAACAUGUUGUCUUUUUCAUGUAAAUUGUUGAUCACUAAUAAGAAAACGAAUGAAAAGUAGAUGAGCGUCCGUUGAGAAUUGAGACGUAGGCGGGAAUAAUGGCCGCUCGAGGGCGACGAGGUGACCGUGAGAUUAUUGCGAACCCGAUGGGAUCGGCUUCGCGAGCGAUCGGGAUUAGAAGGUAAUGCAAAAAUGCUUCAGUGACGAGGGAGCGGAGAGGAAGACGACGGCGAUUACGAUUUCCGUUACGUUCUGAUAUUCAUUUUCCGACAGAGCACACGACGAGGGCUAUAAACGCGAUAUUUAUUAGUGACCGGAGUGUUCACCAAGUGUCAAAUAUAGAUUAUACAGGGGUAACUACAUGAUAACUGAUAUAAUAAUGUUAGCGCAGUAACGAGCGGCGUUCUGCUCAAUAUUCGCUCCUUUUAUGAUGUCUAACGGAAGAUGCAUCAUAGGUACCGAUUUGUAAUCUGUACAAAUUGUAAUAAAUUAUAAUACGAACCGUAAA
Molecule: messenger RNA, 2038 nt
Organism: Vollenhovia emeryi
Lineage: Eukaryota; Metazoa; Arthropoda; Insecta; Hymenoptera; Formicidae
Gene: beat-VI
Exons: 6
Coding region: 336-1295 (319 amino acids)
Source: RefSeq, a predicted model, not a curated record